AUGGACCUGCCGCUGCCUGGCCCAAUGCAGGGCGUCUUUGACGUGCCACCGAUGCCGAUGCCACAUUCGAUACAGCCUUCCCCGGUGUCCCGACACCGACAGGUCAGCUCUGCACCACAGACAGCGACCCUGACUCCCUCUGCGCCAUGUAUGUCGACUUCCCAGCUGCUGGACCCUGCGGCGUUAACCGGUGCUCUGAACGACGAGAGCUGGGCGAGGAUGCAUCGGCCCCAGCAGAGGCAGCUCCAUACGCUUGGCAGAAGCGAGGACGCAUUGCAGCGCGUGGACACCAUCCCCAACGAAGUGGGGCAGUUUGACUUCGCCGGGGUGGGUGAGUCGAAGUCGAUGUGGACUACUUCGCUGUCUCAGAACGUCCCUGUGCCUCGGUUCGGGCAGCUUCUGCAGACGGAUUGUUGA
Molecule: messenger RNA, 417 nt
Organism: Symbiodinium sp. CCMP2456
Lineage: Eukaryota; Dinophyceae; Suessiales; Symbiodiniaceae
Source: the annotation of a GenBank genome assembly